Messenger RNA from Apiotrichum porosum, 1038 nucleotides. RefSeq lists its product as uncharacterized. Gene Ontology annotation, biological process: transcription-dependent tethering of RNA polymerase II gene DNA at nuclear periphery; RNA export from nucleus. NCBI's taxonomy places the organism in Eukaryota, Fungi, Basidiomycota, Tremellomycetes, Trichosporonales, Trichosporonaceae. The record is from RefSeq and is a predicted model, not a curated record. Gene Ontology annotation, cellular component: nuclear pore. Gene Ontology annotation, molecular function: ubiquitin binding; RNA binding. The transcript is spliced from 4 exons. Bases 1 to 1038 code for a protein of 345 amino acids.
AUGAUGGGCUCGGCCUUCCGUCCCGUCCAGAAGGACAUUGAGCUCGUGCAGCCCCCAUCCGACUCGGUUUCCAAGAUCUCAUUUUCCCCCGUCCAGGACAUUCUCGCCGUUGGCAGCUGGGACAACAAUGUCCGCUUGUACAACAUCAACAACACGGGACAGUCGGAGCCCAAGGCCAUGUACUCGCAUGAGGGACCUGUGCUCGACCUGGCAUGGACCAAGGCGCAGCAGGUGGCUGCUCACGACGCACCGAUCAAGUGUGUCGAGUACGUCGAGACGAACGGCACCCCCGUCCUCAUCACUGCCGGUUGGGACAAGAAGAUGAAGUACUGGGACCUGCGUUCCCCCCAGCCCAUUGGCCAGGUCGACCUCUCUGAGCGUGCAUACGCCAUGGACGCUACCGACAAGAUUUGUGUUGUCGGUACGGCCGACCGCCAGAUCCACAUUUACGACCUUGCCAACCCUUUCACCAAGUACCGCCAGGUCGAGUCCCCACUCAAGUGGCAGACGCGCGUCAUCUCGUGUUUCCCCGCCUCAGUCGGUGGUGACGGUUACGCUGUGGGAUCCAUUGAGGGAAGGGUGGGCAUCCAGUAUGCGCACCAGGCGGACGAGAAGAAGAACUUUUCCUUCAAGUGCCACCGUGUCGACAUUCCCGCAUCCCAGAUCGCCCCUCCUGCGCAGAGCGGCUCGCAAAACGUCUUCCCCAUCAACUCCAUCACCUUCCACAAGACCCAGGGAACCUUCUGUACCGGCGGUGGCGAUGGCUCGCUCACCUUCUGGGACGGCAUGGCACGUACCAAGCUGAAGGCCUUCUCGGCCAAGGAGCUCGGCAACGGCGACCCCGACAACCGCCCCAACCCCAUCUGGGGCACGCCCAUCGUCUCGGCGUCGUUCAACCACACGAACGAGAUUCUCGCCUAUGCCAUGUCGUACGACUGGUCAAAGGGGCACGGCGGCGUGCCUCCAGCCUCGGCCAACGCGACCAAAAUCAUGCUCCACCCCGUCAAGCCCGACGAGGUCAACAGGAAGAAGAAGUAG